Molecule: messenger RNA, 4616 nt
Organism: Rhopilema esculentum
Lineage: Eukaryota; Metazoa; Cnidaria; Scyphozoa; Rhizostomeae; Rhizostomatidae
Product: ranBP-type and C3HC4-type zinc finger-containing protein 1
Biological process (GO): proteasome-mediated ubiquitin-dependent protein catabolic process; protein linear polyubiquitination
Cellular component (GO): LUBAC complex
Molecular function (GO): ubiquitin-protein transferase activity; metal ion binding; ubiquitin binding
Source: RefSeq, a predicted model, not a curated record
UCAGUUGUGAUCCUUCUUGGAAGACCGAAGACCCGAACUGAAGUGAAACUCUUGGUUGUCCAUCCAAGACCUAGAACAAAACAGUGUUAAAUAACUGUUGCACUCAGAGAUGUCUGGAGACUCAUAAAUCUAAAAUUCUCUAGAAUAAAAUUUCCUCUGUUAUUGAACACUCAUUUGCGCAUCUACACUCGAUUGAUCCUCAGCCAAGGAAAUGGAAUCGGAAGAGAAAUUUCAGCGGGCCUAAGUGGCUACUCAAGUGGUAUCAUCACCAGGGGUGCAUCUCUAUCGAUUUUCGUGCAUCCAACAGCAAAGAAACAUUUUAUACUUUCCUAAUCAAAGUAAUUUUGGUCCACAGUUGAUAAAUAGCUAUCACUGCUGAUGAUAUAAUUAAUUUCCCAUGAUGAGUUGGAACAAAUUGCUUUCUUGCAAAGGGACUGUGCAUAGAUAUGACCUAUCAAAAAACACUUUUGAACCUCUCGUUAGAGACCUUUGCGAAAUCCAAGUUUGGGUUUUUCAUAACGGAGGAACUGGCAGACAAUUGGGCGAAGUCAAAGUAGUAACAGGAAGUAAUAAUCAAAUUUUAAGGCUGCAACUUAGUAAAGUUAUAGCUCUUCAUCCACCACCACUCCAGGAGCCAUCUUGGUUUGUCCUAGAACUAGAUAUGGCAGUUUGUUUUGAGAAAUAUGGUUUGAAGAUAGCUGAUACUAAGCAGAACAUUCAAAGCUUUGGAAACCUGCUUCAUAGAUUGAUGGACCAGAAAGAUGGCAGAAUUCCUCCAGAGGCUAACAAUGAUAUUUAUGCUCCUCCAUCUAAUGUUCAACAAGCUCCACCAAUUUAUUAUAGAAAAAUUGAAAGCAAUGUUCCAUUCCCUGCUGAUGGUAGCAGUUUUUCUGAUUGUCACACUUACGAUAAGCUAAAUCUACAACCACAACAUUUUGCUCCAUUACGAAGAGUAAAUCCUACUUCAUUUCCCUUGCAUGGUGAUAAAGACUAUGUUUCAAUGCACGGAGGGUCUCCUCAGGUUUCUGAAGACCUAGAUAAUCACUAUGAAUCUAUUUUAACAUAUCAAAAUCCAACUUUGGUAAGUCCAGUGAAUAGAAAGGUCCCUGAGCUACCUGCAAGGCCACCAAGAUUACAGUCAGGAAUUACACAGACACAAACAUUAGCUGCAAUGGAAACACCGGCACAAGGACCAAGAAGAAUGCUGAUUCCUAUUUCUCCAGAAAUUAACAUGGAAAAAGAUGAGAAUGUAAGCAGCAAAAAGAUAUCUGUAGCAGAUGCUCAGACAAGCAAUAAAAAUCCAGACAGUGUUGAAAAACCUGCCUUUGAUUGUGAUAAUGCUGACUUCCUGUGUGAUAUGUUAGCAGAAGCAAUUGAUGUUGGUAACACAGUGCAAGCAGCCAAUAUUGCUGAAAAGCUUGCAAAGCAAAAACUCAAAAUAACAAUACAAGCUUUAUUUUCUGAGACUGAUGAAAAGCCUCCAGAAUGUACAAUCAAUAUUACAGUACAAGUAGAAGACAAGGAGAGUGAAACACCCACUCUAAUUAAGCUUGAUGUUGAUCCAAAUUGCAGCAUUGGUAAACUCAAAUACAUGGUCCAACAGUUAUUUGGCUUCCCAAUAAAAGUCCAGCGCUGGGUCAUUGGCAAACGCCUACCAAAAGAUGUUGAAAGUUUGAAGCAGUUGAAUGUAAUAACAACUGGUACUGUCAUCUUUCUUUACUUGCUGUCUGCCAAAGAGGUUGGGAUUGAUAAAACCAAUUUGUCUCUCCAAGACCCUAAGAACAGCCAAAGUAGCGAUAAAUUUCAGUUGCCACCACGAGACUACUCUCCAGGCACCAACUUGAAUGGGCCACCAGAACUAAAUGCAGCAAGACAGCAAUAUCCAAGUGCCCCGGCAGCUUCUCCCAGAAAUUCCCCUUUCCCCAAUCCUGCAGGACAAGAUUUUGUUAUGCCGCCUUCACUACAACCAUCUGCACAAAAUAAAAAUUCUCCAAGAAAUUAUUUCCAGGAUUUUUAUGGAACACCUCCUCCUUUUAAUCCUCCAUAUCAAAAUGUGAACAAUCCACAGGGAAGAUAUGGCAGACCUGGCCCUCCUGUACCACCAGUACUGUCUAGUACUUCUUCCCAUAUCCCAGAUGCCACUGCCAGGAAGAGUGCAACCCAAAAAGCUCUUAUAGCACAACAAAAGUCAAUAAUGAAAAAAACAGGCUGGACAUGUCCAAGGUGCACCUUUAUCAACCCACCAACGCGUCCUGGUUGUGCAGCGUGUACAGCCACGCGUCCAAUUGACUAUAAAAUACCUGCAGAUUUUGAAGUGGACGAUUCAGAGAGGAGGCGCCUCGAGGAAGAAUAUAUGCUGGAGCAAAUGGCAUUUAAUUUUGAAGAAUCCCGAGAAGAACAGGACCGCAAACUAGCAGCAGAAAAUUACCUGCAAGUAUUGGCCACCGCUCAGAAAAACUUGAUUCCCAAUACAGAGGAAUUUGAAUGUCCGAUUUGUUUUACCCCGAUCGAACCGAAUGAGGGUAUCCUUCUCCGAGAAUGCCUGCAUUCUUUUUGCAAAGUUUGCUUGAAAAUGCAUAUUAACCAAAGCGAUGAUCCGGAGGUUAAAUGUCCCUUUACUGAUGGCACGGUGAAUUGCCCUGAGGUCAUAACAGCCCAGGAAAUUAGUUCUAUUCUGAACGAAGAGGAAUAUAUGAACUACUUGCAGAGAUCUGUCAAUGCCGCGGAGAACAGAGCUCCAAACAGCUACCAUUGUAAAACGUUGAAUUGCAAUGGUUGGUGCUUUUAUGAAGAUGAAGUGAAUUGGUUUGACUGCCAAGUAUGCAAUAAACGAAACUGUCUAACGUGUAAAGCUAUCCAUCUUAACAUGACGUGUCAGCAGUACCAAGAUGACUUGAAAAUAAAGUCAGAGAAUGAUGUUGCAGCGAGGCGAACACAAGAGAUGCUUGAGGAACUUGUUCGUAAAGGCGAUGCUAUGAAUUGCCCUCAGUGUGCUAUAAUACUGCAAAAGAAGGAUGGCUGUGACUGGAUGCGGUGCAGCAUGUGCAAAACUGAAAUUUGCUGGGCAACCAAAGGACGGCGAUGGGGUCCUAAGGGCAAUGGGGAUACAACUGGAGGCUGUCAAUGCACUCCUGCAAAGCGCUGCCAUCCGAACUGUGGCAAUUGCCAUUGAAACGCUGGCGUUCCUUUCCUGUCUAUAAAACAUCAUCAUUUGGCCAUUGCGGAGACGGAAACCAUUAACAGUUGUAUUGUGAACAUUUUUAUCAUCAUAAUUUCGAAGAUCUUACUUUAAUUUUUUAGAAUAGAUGCUAAAAUCUUCGAGAUUAAAUUUGGCUAUUCCUUUUGAUAAUUUAGUCAGCUAGGAAUCAAUUCAAACCUUUCAGUAAAACCCCACACUAAAGAAUCUGCAGAUUAAAGACAAUCGAUAGGUUCUUUGGCAGUCAAUCAAGAAUGGGCCAACCAGUAGACGUGUUACCCCUGACGGGCCUAUUAAUUGGUUAAUUUUGAUUGAAUAUGCCUUAUUGCACUUGAGUCCACCGUCUUUUACAACUUCCAAGCUGAUUUUGUUCCAAGCUUCGGUAAAAAGCACCUUUGAUAUAAUAAAAGCUUUGUAAAACAGCCUAUAUGAGCAACUUUUGCCUGUUUGCCUUGAGCAACGAAACCACAGGUUCCUUUUAUGCGGGUUUUACUGUAUAUCAAUUUUUGUUUUAAUAGGCUUUGUUUUUCAAGGCAGUAGUCUUAAAAAGAUUUACUGGGAAAUGGCAUCCCUUGUUAUAGGGCUAAAAUAUUGUCACAGUUUCAAAAAAUGCUUAAAUCCAUAGGUAGAAGGGAUUAAGUAUGGGAUCAAGUAUGAGAUUUUCCUGUGCGAAGAAACUUUUGAUUCAUCACUAGAAUAGUUAUUUUUCACUUCUUCAACUGAUGCUAGCUGGCCUAAUUGUAAUUUGCCACCUAGAAGUGACGACAAGGCCUUUAUGAUUUGUUUAAUUUUGUUCUCCGAUAUUUUGAUGAAAUUUUGUUCUUUUGCGAUAAUAUUUUAAUGUGUAAAAGUAUGGAUAAAGAUUAAUGAAGCUAGGCCAAUUUUGGCAAAGAUGUACCAGAAGUUUAUAAGAUAUGAAUCAAAAGUAACACAACAUGAAAAACAACACGUCUGAUUGGUUCCUUGUUUUUGACCAAUCGGAGACAACUAACCUUUCAUCUAGUUGAAAGGUUGAAGAGUCUCACAAUUUUACUUUCCAUCCGAAUCUGUUUAUGAUUUACUCAUACUACUUUGAGAAGUGUCGGGCGAAAUGUACUCAAGAAUAGUAUCUUUUCGCUUUUCCAUACUAUCUUCAAAUUUUGUGGUAAUAAAGUAGCUUUACCUUUUAUAUCGUAAAUGAUCUGCAUUUCUGUUAGGUUAAGAAACCCGCUUGGUUUCAUCGUUGUUUUAAUUACAUAUCUAGUAGAACACCCUGCAAAGUGGUGUUUUGUAAAACAUAGAUUUGAAUAAAGUCAUGAUAUAUUUCUGUAAACGUUUAGAUUGUGGCCAUGCUUGUCAUGUAGUGACGUAGAUGCUAUUAUACCACGCCUGAUUGAUACAUGAUAAAUGAUAAAUAAAUUGCUAGCGAAUAAAACAAGAA